GUGGAUUUCUACGUAACCUUACACAUCAAUAGAAAAUCGGGAGAAAAGAUCAGGCUCAUAGAAUCAUGUACCAUCGGGACUAUGCACCUGCUCAAACAAGACACCUAGCAAUGGCAAACAUUGGUACUAGUGGGCUGAAUCCUGAAGACACAGGCUUACCGAAUGUUGCAGGUGAUCCUAGGGGUGAGAGACUAGCAGUGACGGCGGCUGAUGCAAUUGGAAUGGGGUUGAUACCUAAUAUGCAAUAA
Messenger RNA from Acanthoscelides obtectus, 248 nucleotides. The record is from the annotation of a GenBank genome assembly. Lineage: Eukaryota; Metazoa; Arthropoda; Insecta; Coleoptera; Chrysomelidae.